UUUUCCACGUUUGGCUCGUGCCCGGCGUGCCUUCAUUGCGGCAGGCACGCGCCGUGAGCGAGGCGGCACGUGACGAGUCUACUCCGCCACGGCGGGAACCUCCAUCGCAGAUUCCCUCGCCAUUACUCCUCGGCUCAGUUUAUAUAUACACGCCAUCCAGUUCCCUAGCAACGGUUUUCAUGUUCGUAAUCAUCGGAUUCGGAAUUUCAUCCGCCUCUCCUCCCCAGUUUUCUCUCCGAAUCCUCCCUCCGAUUCGCCGCCGUGGAAUCACAAGCUAGCUCCCUACAAUUUUUCCGAUUGCUUGCCGUCGCGAUGGCGGCGUCGAUCGGGAUUCAUACCGGCGCGAGAUUAUCGAUUCCCUCAGGUUACGUCUCCGGCGAUUCGACAUUCUCCGCGAAGUCUAAUUUGUCGAUCUGCAGUAGAAUCAAGCCGCCGCAGGGUUUAUCCGCGUCGGCAGCAUCCGCCGCCGUGUCUCCGCCGAUCGAAAAAGGCGAUUCUCGCGGCGGAGCGUCUCCGGAGAAGAUCGAUGCGUGGAUGAGGGAGUCGGUGGCGGAUAUUGUGAAGAAUCUGAAGCAGGCGCCAUUGCUGGUGCAGAUCUAUGCAAUGAAGGAUGGGGAAGUAAGGAUCCAAACGGAGAAGGCGAAUGUGGAGAGAUGGCCUGAGGUGAAGAUCCAGUGGGAGACAGGGGAAUCAAAGCCAGAUGGAUUAAUACUUGUGGAUGAACUGGAGGAAGAAGAGAAUGGUGAUGGUAAUGGCGAUGGUGAAGGCGUGACAAGGGCGUGGGGGGUGGUUGUACAGGGGAAGGGGGUAGGGUUGGGUGGUGAGUAUGGACCAGCCUGCUACUUGCUGAAGACGAACAGGGUGUUGGGUGGGAUGGGGUUGGGGUUCUGCACUCAUUUCUGCUUGAUGAAGGUCAACAAUUUCAGGGAUACUGCUCUCCAGCAGUUGAGGGAUUCUUGGCUGCUUGCUACAGACCACUGAUUUGAUUUCAUUUGAUUUUGAAUUGCCCAACCCAUUGAUUCUUUGUUGUUAAGAAUGAACUUUGUUGCAUUGCUGCAGGAUAUGGGUUGGGAUUAGACUUGGAAUUGGAUAUACAUACACAAAUAAUAAUCAAAGAUUGAUUGAAAUAUGCACAACUUACUGUUCUAUGAUUGAUUUCUUGUUUUUGAUUGA
Molecule: messenger RNA, 1173 nt
Organism: Andrographis paniculata
Lineage: Eukaryota; Viridiplantae; Streptophyta; Magnoliopsida; Lamiales; Acanthaceae
Exons: 1
Coding region: 313-981 (222 amino acids)
Source: RefSeq, a predicted model, not a curated record